Molecule: messenger RNA, 1776 nt
Organism: Aspergillus puulaauensis
Lineage: Eukaryota; Fungi; Ascomycota; Eurotiomycetes; Eurotiales; Aspergillaceae
Product: CocE/NonD family hydrolase
Exons: 3
Coding region: 1-1776 (591 amino acids)
Molecular function (GO): dipeptidyl-peptidase activity
Source: RefSeq, a predicted model, not a curated record
AUGCCGAACCCCGUGCGCGAAGACAUUACCACUAGGGACGAGACCUCGUUCGCCUACAUUUUCGAGCAGAAUGUAACAAUCGCCCUGAAGGACAAGUCUGGUCUUGUUAGAUGCAAUGUAUACCGACCAAAGGGAAGCGAGAAAUCGCCUGUCCUGGUAACAUAUGGGCCUUACGGCAAGGAUAUCCCCUACGCCGACUUCCAUCCAAAGUCCUUCAGCGAAGUUAACCCAGAACACCACUCCCCACACUCCGCUUGGGAAACGCCAGAUCCUGCUUUCUGGACAGAGCAUGGGUAUGCUGUUGUACGGGCAGACGAGCGAGGCACAGGCCAGUCCCGCGGAAAGCUCGAUACCAUGUCGCGCGAAACCAGCGAGGCGUUUUUCGACGUUGUUGAAUGGGCCGCGGAACAGCCGUGGUCAUCCGGGAAAGUUGGUCUGCUUGGGAUUAGCUACUACGCUGGGAGCCAGUGGCGUGUUGGUGCUAGACAGCCAAAAGGACUGGCUUGUAUGAUCCCCUGGGAGGGGAUGUCGGAUUACUACCGUGACCGAUGUCGACAUGGAGGGAUCUUGUCGAAUGCAUUUAUCAAGUUCUGGUGGGACCGCCAGGUUGUGAGUAACCAGUACGGACGACCUGGGCGAUCUGCUCGCAACUGGGGGGUUGAUACAAUUGAGGGCGAUUUGCCGGAGGAGGAGCUGGUUGCGAAUCGACAGGACCAAACGAUUGACAACGUGGAGAAUAAUUUCAGGGAUGACCUUUACUACGCGAGCAAGGAGUACACCAUGUCUGAUAUACAGGUCCCCCUACUGUCCGUAGCCAACUGGGGCGGCAUUCUCUUGCAUCUGCGAGGCAAUGUCGAAGGCUACACGCAGGCAGGCAGCGAGCUCAAAUACCUCCGCUUCAUCACCGGCCGCCACGACCUACCUUUCUACUACAAGGAAGAAGUUGAAAUACAGCGAAGCUUCCUGGAUGCCUUCCUGAAGGGUGAGGACCGCGCCGGCUGGUCCACAGGCACAGCACCAAAAGUCGACCUCGUCCUCCGCAAAGGAGACGUAGGAUUCAACAACGCCGAGUCGGAGAAAACAUACCCGCGCCGCCAGGAGACUGAAUGGCCAAUCGCCCGCACGCAGUACACGCGGUACUACCUGACAUCGCAAAAAGAGCUGGCCCUGACCCCGCCCAAAGAACGGUACACCAAACUCAGCUAUCCUGCGCUGGGCACAUUGGAAAGCCCAUCGCUGAUCCAGUUCACCACGCCCGCGUUUGAGACGGAAACUGAGAUCACGGGCCAUAUUGUAGCCCACCUGAACGUUUCUGUGAGCCCAUAUUCUGGCGCCCCAACGCCCUCUGAUAUAGACCUCUUCUUAACGCUCCGGUAUAUUUCUCCCGAGGGCAAAGAGGUAUUCUAUACCGGCACAGCUGGUGACCCGGUUCCGCUGUGCAAGGGUUGGCUGCGAGUAAGCCUGCGCAAAGUGAGCGACCAGCAUGCGCGGCACAGACCUUACCUCCCGCAUCGGGACUAUUACUCGACGGAUGUGCUUCCCGUCAUUCCGGGAGAGGUGUACCCAGUUGACGUGGAGGUGUGGCCGACAAAUGUUGUUGUUGAGAAGGGGGGUAAGAUUGUUCUCGAGGUGGCGUCGGGGGAUACGCAGGGCAGUGGGAUUUUCCUUCACAAUUCGUCUACUGAUAGAUCUCCGGAGAAAUUCCAGGGCCAGAAUCACAUCAAUUUCGGCCAUGGUGAUAACUAUGUUACACUGCCGAUUAUUCCGCCACAGUGA